UCAUGGCUGAGCCCCAGGAGCAGCUGCUGCAGCUGCAGAAGGACAACCGGGACGGGCGACUGCGGAAGCAGGAGCUGGAGGAACUGGUGCGCGGGCUGGAGGCCGAGAGCGAGAGCCUCACCGCGCGCCUCCAGGACCUGCGCGAGCACGAGCGCAGUCUGCAGCGGAGGCGCAGCCAAGCGACGCGGGCGCUACGAGGGGAAGCGCGGGAGGCGGCGCGGGAGCGCGUGGAGCGGGUUCGGGGACUGCUGGAGGAGGAGGAGCGGCGCAAACAAGAUCUGGAGCUUCACAACCAGAUGCUGCAGGAGCAGUGGGAGGAGCUGUCCAGUCAGCUCUUUUACUACGGAGGCGAACAGCUGAGCCAGCAGCGCGCGGAGCAACAACUAGGGACCCAACUGGUAGCGUUGCAGAAACAGCUGGAGUUGGCGGAGGCCAAGUAUACCAGGCAAGCUGAAGCCUUGCAGCAGGGCGCACAGCGGACCGAAGAGGCGUGGGCCAGCUUCCAGGAGCAGAGCGGGGUUUUGCAGGAGCUGCAGGGGAAGGUGAUGGAGGCGGCGGCUGCGCUGGAGGCUUCGCGAGGAGGCCCGGAAGUGUGGAGCUCGCAGCCCCGUCGGGCGCAGGCCUGUACCGGCUCGCUCAUGGAAGAGGUGGCCAGGGCGGACUGCGAGAAGCGACUGCUAGGCGUGGGGAGCAUCAGGCUGUGGGCACUGAGCGCGCUGCAGACACUGCUGCUGCUCCCACUCGGUUUCCUGGCGCUGCCGCUGCUCUACAUGGUGCUGACGAGGCCCGACUUGCCGGGCCUCCCGCACCUCAGCUCGGAGGUCGCCUUCCGACGGCUGCGCUACACGCUGUCCCCGCUGCUCGAACUGCGCGUGCGCGGUCUGCUGCCUGCCUAA
Messenger RNA from Dipodomys ordii (Ord's kangaroo rat), 896 nucleotides. It is a transcript of the gene Tmem191c, whose product is annotated as transmembrane protein 191C. Lineage: Eukaryota; Metazoa; Chordata; Mammalia; Rodentia; Heteromyidae. Bases 3 to 896 code for a protein of 297 amino acids. The transcript is spliced from 10 exons. The record is from RefSeq and is a predicted model, not a curated record.